AUGUGGGAAAACUACCCAUUUUCUGAUCUUGGAGUUGGCCCCAUCUCUUCUCCCACAAAGCCGCUCCUCUGCCAAGGCAUCGGCAGCCGCCUGGCCUAUGACAUCUUGGACAUCCCACCAUGUUAUCUCUGUAUCUUCUUGGGGAUUCAGCACUUCCUCACAGCCCUGGGGGGCCUCGUGGUGGUGCCAUUCAUCCUGGCCAAGGACCUGUGCCUGCAGCACGACCCCCUGACACAGGGCUACCUCAUCAGCACCAUUUUCUGCUCCAGCAUCUGCACGCUCCUGCAAGUGUUUUUAGGGGUCAGGCUGCCCAUUCCCCAGGGAGGUACGUUUGCUUUUGUGGUAACUUCUCUGGCCAUGCUCUCCCUUCCCUCCUGGAAUUGCCCUGAGUGGACACUCAGUGCCAGCCAGGUGAACAUCAACUUUCCAGAAUUCACUGAGAAAUGGCAGAAGAGGAUCCAAGAGUUGCAGGGUGCCAUCAUGGUCACUCCCUGUGUCCAGAUGCUGGUGGGCUUCUCAGGCCUGAUUGGCUUUCUCGUGGGUUUCAUCUGCUCCUUGGCCGUUGCUCCAACUAACUCCCCAGUGGCCCUGCCCCUCUUUGAUCCUGCAGGCAAUAAUGCCGGGAUCCAGUGGGGGAUUUCUGCCAUGCUUCCUAGGGGGGAGGAAUCAGAGCCAGGACUUGAAGACAUGAGAGCAGACAGAAGUGAUGAGGUGGGGAGCAGGACAGUGAUUGUCACCGCAGGCUGCGUGCUGCUCCUGAUGGGCGCAUUUGGGAAGAUCGGGGUUGCGUUUGCCACCAUCCCUACCCCUGUGAUUGGAGGCAUGUCCCUGGUGAUGUUUGGGGUCAUCACUGCUGUGGGGAUCUCCAAUCUGCAGUAUGUGGACAUGAACUCGUCCAGGAGCCUCUUCGCCUUUGGCUUCUCCAUCUACUGUGGGCUCACCAUUCCCAACCGGGUGAGCAAGAACCCCGAGAUGCUCCAGACAGGGGUUCUCCAGCUGGACCAGGUUGUUCAGAUGCUGCUGACCAUGGGCAUGUUUGUCGGUGGAUUUCUGAGUUUUCUUCUAGAUGACACCAUCCCUGGUAUGACUCACCUCGCCCCUGAGAGGCAGAGGGUCCUGCUGGCCUCUCCAUCCCCUCCCGCUCUGGGCCCGCUCAACCAGGCUGGUGUUCGGGAGCAGUAA
Messenger RNA from Pongo pygmaeus (Bornean orangutan), 1182 nucleotides. Its product is annotated as solute carrier family 23 member 1-like. Gene Ontology annotation, biological process: transmembrane transport. Gene Ontology annotation, cellular component: membrane. NCBI's taxonomy places the organism in Eukaryota, Metazoa, Chordata, Mammalia, Primates, Hominidae. The record is from RefSeq and is a predicted model, not a curated record. Gene Ontology annotation, molecular function: transmembrane transporter activity.